GCUUAAGGUUCAUUUACUGCUGGUUUACCUAAAUUCUCUUUCGAAAUUUUGUUGAGAUAGGAUUUCUGUUAUUUGAUAUUUUUUGUCUGUAUUUUGAUCGGAGUAUAAUUCAAGACAGGUACUACAGCAAAGUAGUGUCGAUUGAAAGUUCUAUAAUCUGUUUUUUUUUAAAGAAAUACUUACGCAGAUAAAGACUUUCAAUAUUUUCUUCGAACAACGUACAUAGUUUAAUAGUUAACAUAACGUAUAACAUUACAUAGUAGUACAUUCUUAACUGUAACACUAUUUUAACGAUACCAGAUAAUUACGCCGGUUAUUAAAAAAUAACACACCUGAUCACACCGCAAAUUCACCAAUACAUGCGUGCGUACAGUUUACAACUAAUCUUCAAACGAGAUAUUCCUCUAAUCGUAUAAUCACUGACAAAAUCAAUUAAUAAUAUAUCACAGACUGUAUAAAAUUACACAGUCAACAAGGAAAGCAGACGGAUUCCCUAUUCGUUGAAGCAUAACCACUCAUGUUCUUCGUAUGUUCAACGCAACCUACUGCGAAUUAACGACAAACUUAUAUUUGCGUACGGAGUACAAAAACAUACACUGGAUAUCAAACUAUGAAGUUUGGUAGAUAGAGUCCAAAUUCGAAUGUAAGUGCUUAAUUGGGAGAUCGAUUCAUUAGGCCGGCUACACACUAGCGUUCCGCAUGCAAGUUAAAUAAAGAAAACACGGCGAAAUGUCCACGAGAUGGAAAGUGCGCACGCAGGGAAUUUCACUCGAUCAACCCUCGCGUGAUGAAUGUAGUUUUUCAUCGGACAUUUGUAAAAACAAUCAUGAGAUAUCGUUGGAAAAAAAUGCUAACGAACUGGCAGGAUAUAAAAAUGCGGUUUGUGAAAAGAUUAAUAGCUUUAUUGCCUUAAAGACAGGCAUUAAUACGUAUGUUAAGUACAUACGACACGACAGUACAAAGUACUAAAUUAUCUACGUAUUCAUUUCAUGAAAUCGCAACUCUUGGAUGUAACACAACUCCUAACCAGGGACAAUUUCUGACGAACGGUACUAUGGAAAUUCGCGGCCGUUGUACUGAAACAGUUGCCUUGAAUAAAAUGUUUUUCUACUCGCUUUCUUUUUAAUUUUUGAUUUAUCAUUUAGAUCAUUUGUAAUUCCAGAAAUAAAAGCGUUAAUCAAAUACUUAUUGGAUUAAAUAUUUCAAUCCAAUCCAAACCAAACCAAUUUAGAGCAUGAAACUAAGAUAUAAUUUAACAAAAUAUAAUAAAAUGCGAUAUAUUAGUUUACGCAAUUCUUAAAGUGUGCAAUUAGAAGUGAAUCGAUGUUAAUCAGGGCUUUAUUAUACAUUUAUGUCGUUUUUAAAAACUCAUUAAAGUGCGGACGUUGUACGGUUACCACAGCUUCCUUGCCCGCCGACAAAUCUAGGCGUAAAGAUAAAGACCCUUCAUGUUGUCUAAACAUCCUUUAGUUGUGCUAAUGCCCUAUGAAAACUAUGUCGAAAUGUAUUUCACAUAUAUCAUGCUAUAUCUUGUUGGGCGACAAUAUGGAAAGUUGAGAAAAAGUGUAUUAUUUUGAAAAUAUGUCUCAGAAAGUGCUCGUCUAUUUUUUGUUCGUUCUAGCUCCAGGAAAGUAAUAAAAAUACUGAUAUAUUAUACAGGAAACAUACAUUAAAUACUGUUCGGAAAUUAAUUGUGUUGCUUUUUAAUACAAAAGCAAAAAAACAAACGCAAACUUGCAUAUUAUGUCAAGUAAUUUUCAAAUGGAAAACUGUGACUGCUAUAGAUAAUAUGAAACGUGGGAUACAGAAUAAGAUAGCUAGACGUUUUAUAAAUUUAUAGUCACGCUACUGACAGUAUCAAAAGAUUUUCUACGUUUGGUUAAUAUAGGUAAUUUGCGCACGCGCUAGCAUUUUUUCCGGGUUGACUUCAACCCACGCCGAGGACACGGUGCGGCGUGGUGAUAUAAUGUAAGUCUCUAGCUUACUAAAACCACCCUGGACCCCUCAACUGCUUGAGCCAGGGUCACGGGGUCGCUCAGGCAUGCUCUGAGCGAAUCUCUCUGGCCUUUGUCCCGUGGGACUUCUUCUCAAAGGGUAGGUAUAUAAAGACCUUCACUCCUUGUGUCCUUCACGGGACGAUUCGAAAAGGUCUAGUUCAUUCGACUGCAUAACGGAGGGUUUCAAUUCGGUCGUUAUUUUUUUAAUACCAUAAACGGAGAUGUGAAUAUGAAAACUUGAAUGAACACGUAUAUGAUAAUAUGUGCCCAUCGAAAAACAAUAAAAGCACUUUCGAAUGUUUGCAUAAUGACUACCGGCCAAUAAUUAAUAUUGAUCGUGUUACCAACACGUCAUUUGACGUGUAUUAUUUUUCAUUAAUUAACAUUAGAAAUAGAUAUUUUUUGUAGUAAUAACUUAGCCCCAAUAACCAAGAAUGGUUAUAAAGCAUUCUGUCCGUCUGUCUGUCAUGCAUUAUUUUUAUCUGUUCUUAUGUAGAGAAUUGCCGCUUGUUGAAAGUUUGUUAACCGAAUAUUAUACAUCAUGCAGACCAUUGCCGAGUUCGAUUUUUCUAGUGCAGAUGCAGAUUUUAAAGUAAGGAAAACGUACCCGUCAUUGUGAUGAAACAUGAAACUAACGGGUCUUGAGAUGCCAUCUGGAAAUCAUGAAUAAAUAGGAGAUCACUCUCUUCUUUGAUUUCAUUAAAUUAUCAUUUUCGGAAUUGUCACCUGCAACUACCAGUUUAUUUUACACAAACUGAAAGAGCUUGAUAGAAAAAACGCUUUCGUUUUCAUCGAAUUUUCGAACUUCAUCAACCGAAAAUGUGCCUUAAAGAGAGAUAUCACUCUUCCCGAAACUUUAUUUGGGCUAUUUGGACAUCAUCCUUAGCAGCACUGUUUUAGGUGUAACCUAACCAUCGGGUAAAUGGCUUUCCCUUAACUAAGUCUAGUCUCUAAGUCAACUAAGUUUUACUUAAGACUCGAGUCUGUUCACCACACAACAAAGUUCCCACACUUACUGACAAUAAACAACAUCUAAAUCUGAUGAACUGUUGUUCAACUGGAUCUGCUUACUUUAAGCAUGCGGACGUUUAUUUACACCAAUGUGUAUCUAGUUAUUAUAACAUGCUAUUGACAAUAUAAUUUGGGAUUUUUGAAGAUUGACUAAAAUUGGCAUGCUGAUAUUUGUCUGUCAGGAUCCGAAACAGACAAAUAUAUCCCUAUGGAACCUAGAAAUUAAAUCGGCGAAUUUAAACGACAAUUCAUCCUGAUUUUUCGUCAAGUCCAAGUAAUAAGGUUUUUUUGGUAACUAACCCCAACUAUCGAAAUCAUUAAAGAUAGUGUUUAAAGAAGACAUUUUUUAUAUUUCUUACUCCAAAUAAUCUAAACUACAUUUUCCUAUACUUCAAAUUAACGCUACACAAAAAUAUAUUACCAUUGUUUAUUAUUUUACUAACUUUAUAAGUUUCACACUGUUGACAGCCAAUCUCAACUUUUACUUAAAACGCGAUCUGCGUGAUAAAAAAAAGGUAAGAGAUUUCAUAUGAAAAAUCCAGCACAUUCGUAUACAUUUUCUUUCAUAAUCUUUUUUUUCCUAUUUUAUCUAAACAUAACCCACCAAAUUAACAAAAAAAAAACACAGAUUUCCUCAAAAGCGUACAUCCAACAUUGUCUAAAGCGUGUGUCAUCCGCACGAGUCGUAAGGGUGGGUGUUGCGGCUCGCUCGGGCCGUCAGUCCGCGCCGCCAGUGCGCCCGCGCAGCACCAGUAACAGUGAGACCUAUCGUGCAGUGCGUGAAACAGUGAAACAUGAGAUCCGCAUUGAUAUGCGUUUUCUUUGCGCUCGUUGUACUGAAGGACGGAAGUCACGCAGAAAAUGUGGAGGACUUUAAACCGACGCCGAUCCCGCUCAUCGAUUGGCCGGGCGGGGGGCAGGACGCGGCCGGCACCCUGCACGAGAUCAUCAAGACUGAUGCGCCCCCGGCGGUCGCCGCCGUCCCCGCGCACUACUGGGAAGACGCCUUGAGGCACAGUGUUUACUUAACCCUUGUUAGAGAUAAAAUAGACCAGUUAAUAGCGAAUGGAGAUGUCAUAUCACCGGACAGAAAGCCUGAAAACCUGUCGCAAGAAGUAGAUGACCACGAUCUUUGGGAAAAAAUUAAAGCAGCAAAGUUUGACAGGUUGAAGGAAGAGCCCAUACCACCGAGCGACAUCACUAUAUUAGCGAAGGGAAGAUUACUUGAAGACGCGGAUGGCUACAGAUUCGCAGAAGAUAACACGACGCAAAGUACCUGCAGCCAAAACUGCACGAAAGGUGUCAAAGCAUUUUGGUCGGUCAAACGUGUUAGGCAAGGAGAACUUCCAUCUGGGAAAUACCAUUAUGAGUUAACAUUCUCGGUGACGUCACAAAGUCAGACUAAGAACAAGGUAUUCAAGAAACCUUAUGAGAACCCUGUUAGAACGUUUACUAUAAAAGAAAAUACACCAACUGAACGUCCGCAAACACGUAAAUAUGAACAACCUCUGAGGGUUGAGAGGCCGCAGCGAGCUAUAUGGGUACAUAAGAAUAUUAACCCUUCGCACAGUUACCAUAAACGACCAUCCUAUGUCCGCGGUUUAGAUAGAAUAUUCUCAUCAUUAUUCUCCGAUGAAGACAGCGAUGAGGAACCUUCGUACAGGUAUAAACAAAAGGCAUUCGUCCCGCAUAUGUACCCACAUCACGCGAAAGCAGCAUAUGUAGAUGACAGGGAGCCAUACCACAAGAAACUGAUACCUUAUCCGAUACCAAAACCACAAGGUUUCAGAUACAACCAUCCUCCACUCCCACCUCCACCCUAUAUCCAGCAUCCCUACUUAAAUGUAGAUAACACAGGAAACAACCCAUACGUUCCUCCACACACAGAUAAUAGAUUUGGACCGUCAAAUGUCGUGAAAACUACUAGACCUGCUGUUUUACCGACACCAAUUACAAACCAUCCCUUGCUAAAAGAAUCUACUGUUGAGGCGCCUGUCAAAACAACGAAGCCUAAUAUUACAGAGCACACAACAAAAGAACCGGACGUAUCUUAUAAGAUCUAUAGUCAUCCUAAACAGCCGCCGAUGAAGGUGGGUCUCUUCCCGGAUCACAUCAGACCGCCAGUAUACAACGCACCGCCAGGCGUGUUCGUCACUAUGGACAAAAAACCAUUCAAACCUAUGCCACCGUUGAAAUAUACCCACAGCAACAAACCUCACAAAACUUUGCCCUCCGAUUUCCGGCCAAGCCCACAAAUUGUUGAUACUCAGUAUAAUGACGCAGACCCAGCAACUGAUACUGCGUUUAGACCAAUCACUAUGAACUACACAGAGAUAGCGGAUGUUUUAAAAAAGGGGAAUAAGAAUACACGGAAACCCAGUUCGUCGAAGAAACCACCAAAAAAAGGUGAAUUCAUCAAAUCCUAUCGCCCCACAAUAAUCACUACUACAUCACCGGAAAUAAUUACAGCAAUUAGGGAUGUUGUAGAGGAAGAGCAUAUGGAUUGGGCUAAUAUAUUAGGAGCGUUUACAAAAACAACCCCAAUGGCAUCACAUAGAGAGAGAGCGACCACAGAAAGUGUAGACAUCAGUCCAACCACCUCUAUUACAUCAACAACAUCGGAAGAAAACAGUUAUGAAGAAAUUGAUGAGUCAACAGAGAUAAUAGAUAGACCUACUACUACUAGCAGCACGACUACAACAACCACUACAACUACAACACCUAAACCUACAAAGCGCACACGACCUCCGCCAAAGUUUACAAAACAAGAUAAAAUUAAAAAACAUAAACGUGUAACGUCGACAACCACAACAACGACGACCACUUCAACAACAGCUAAACCAUCGUCAACACGAAAAUACAAACAGAAGAAGCAAACGGAUGACUUGACGCCUCAAGCUAGCUCCGCUGCGACCAGUGGAGCCAACUCUGUAUGGGAACCCAAAACACCCAAAGCGCCUGUUUCUACGACGAGCAGUACCACAACACGACCUACGACGACUACACAAGCAACAACAACUACCAGCACAACCACUACACCGAGCGCGAUCGUGGACACCGAACAACCGGUUGUGACGACGCAACCGAAGAGUAAAAACCGUUUCAGACAAUCCACAUUGAUGCAAAAAGGCACUUCGGUGAACCACGACAAGUGGUCGACCGCUACACUCGAAAAGAAUCGAACGAAUUCCAUACAGUCAAACAAACUUCCGCUAAGAAGAAAAGCAUCUAAAUUCCAAGGAUAUAUUCCUGUGAGCACUCCCAGAGGUCUAGAAUUCGAAAGAGAUAGAGAAGAUCAUAGAGAUCAUGCUUACAAUGAGAUAACAGAAAAACUUACUUCGAGUACAACAGAAAGUACUGUAACAAUUCCGGUAAAACCACUAGCUACAAAACCAACCAUCGAGGAACAAGAAGUAAAAAACGCAUCAUCUAAUUUGCAUCAUCAACGUGUAGCGGAAGAAGACGACGAUGAUGAUGAAGAUGAGGAUGAUGACGACAAGGACACUGACAGCUACGAUCCUCCUUCUAAAGAUGACGUAGAAUACAUAUUUCCAACAGCGUCAAAUGCAACCACACAUGUAACGAGCUCAGACUACAACAGUAUAGAACCUACUACCACAGCUACUGCAGUUGCAUCGCCAUACCCAACAGCAAUGAACAAGAUGAAAUGUAAAAAGAAGAAACUUAACCUAACCACCACGGAAGGAACACAGCAAACUUAUAGUGAAACAGAACCAUCUACUGUCAGUAGUUCUACAACUAGUAGUACUACAACAACAACGACGAUAAGUCCAACAACGGAACAUGUAUCUGAUAUGAUCUCUGAGCUGUUCGGCGGCUUCACCAUGGAUGACAUCACGGACAAACCAAACACAGGAACAACACCAACUGAACCAAAAGAAAGCGAAAGUGAAAAACACGAGCACUACGCACACAUUGACGACGAUCUGGAAGAAUUCUUAAACUCCCUCGACAAGGAAACAAAUAAGCAUGGAGACAAUAAAACACACAGCCAUCAUGCGAGUGAAGAGUAUGAUGAUGACGAAUCGCCAUUCAACAAUGACGAUGAGAACUCGCAUAUCAAAAGUAUAAGUGAUGAGUAUUACGACGAAGGACCAGAAAGCCAAGAGAGCCGAGACCAACCAUUCAGUAUACUAGAGUUAAUGGCUAUGGAAUAGACUGAGGCAUAACCUAAUAGUCUUAAUACUCAGUGUAGCAGCUUUAAACUGUCGUGUCUACACAUUGAUCUCUGGGCACAGGCAGUAACUAAUGGGAGCUAUUUAUUUUGUCGAGGGUAAAUACAAAUAAUUUAGAAGCAUUUAUGUGAAGUCAAGAAACUCUAAAGUACUAUAGAAUUUGCACGAAUCCAACUCUCAUGUGUUACCGGAAUGUAAAUAUUUAAGUUCAGAUAAGUUUAGUUAGUGUAAGGUUUAAUAUAUUUUGUAUAAUAAAUUAUUAGAAAAUUUAA
Messenger RNA from Trichoplusia ni (cabbage looper), 7476 nucleotides. Its product is annotated as flocculation protein FLO11-like. The transcript has 2 exons. Bases 3803 to 7186 code for a protein of 1127 amino acids. NCBI's taxonomy places the organism in Eukaryota, Metazoa, Arthropoda, Insecta, Lepidoptera, Noctuidae. The record is from RefSeq and is a predicted model, not a curated record.